Diorhabda carinulata is the source of this 4824-nucleotide messenger RNA. RefSeq lists its product as uncharacterized. The transcript has 6 exons. Bases 3027 to 3965 code for a protein of 312 amino acids. The record is from RefSeq and is a predicted model, not a curated record. NCBI's taxonomy places the organism in Eukaryota, Metazoa, Arthropoda, Insecta, Coleoptera, Chrysomelidae.
AGUUUCGCGGCGCUUUUCGGUCCGGAAACAUCAACGAUAGUUUUCAGCGCAUGUUGCCGAUACGUUCCGAGUUUUGAAUGCCACUAGCACGUGUUUUGGUUCCGUAAUGGCUUAAUAAGGUUUUAUUUUCACAUUUUUCGCUAUUAUCUAUGAUUUGUUACGUACACUGCUCCAAAUAAAAACGAAUCUCGCUGAUGUUGAAUAUUUGAAUUCUUUUUGUAUUAUAGACGAUAAAAAAAUCGUUUUCAUAAGUAGUUUCGAGUUUUUACAAAAAAUAUCAACAUUAAUGGUUGUAAUUAAUCAAUUUAAUUGCCUCCUGAAUCACAAAAUGGCCACGUAAUAUCGUGAAGUAGCUAAAGUUAAUUUAAGUAUAUUUUCUGUACCCCUGGUAUAAUAUAAUUUUAUUUUUUAUGAUAAAUUAUUAAAGAUAACUUUCCUUAAUUCAAAAUUCAAUAUUUGUUUGUAAAUAAUGGCUAGAACGACACUGUAUUAUCAAAAAAACAAUUCGUUGUAAAUUUUCCCAAAAGUAAAUGUUCUUGAAAAUAUUUAAGGUAAAUGGCAACAAUGAUAAAAUUAUCAAAAUCUAAGUAAUUUGAGAUCAUAAUGAAAACACGUCUGUUUAGCGUUUUCUAAAUCGUGAAAUCCACUUAUCGAGGUUCCGGAUGUCGAAAAUCAGUACUUCCGGUUUUAUAAAUUAACUUUCCGUUCGUUUUUUUUUUUUUUAAAAUUGGUGUAUUAAAACCCAGAUUACUAUUUUUUGAUAUCUUUUAUAUCGAUAAAAACACCUUAUAAAAACCAAAUUAUAUACUAGGUCCGGUCCUGGCACUAUAAAAUUAUAUUCCCUAUAAAACUUUCCUCAUAACAGCUCAAAUACGUUUUUUCUUGCACUAUUUACAAAAAUAAUAAAUUUUUUACCGUACCAACAAUUGUGAUCUACCCUCGUAUAUAAUUAUUUAUUUUGAGAAACCAAUGAAUACAUAGUUUGAAAUUUUAAAUAGAAAUUGGAAAAAAAUUGCAACGUGGCAACGUUGUAAUUAUCGUUACAGUCUAAUUUUAACCUGUCAAUUUAAAAUAAUCCUGAUCGACUGUUUAUUUCAUUCGUUUUUAUCCAAUUGGCAGUUGUAAGAAAAAAAAAAUUAUGAAACGUAAAUUGUUAAAUUUUCCAUUACCGAUUUUAUCGACAAGGAUUUGAUAUUAAGAACUCGUCGACUGAAAAUGUCUUUCAUACACUUUUGCGCCUUCUUUCACUUGAAAAAUAGAACUUUUGAUAGGAAGUUGACAGCGACUGAACAGCUACGAAAAUGUCGCCUUUUACCGAACGUCACUUCAAUAAAAACAUCUUUUAGGAUCGCAGCGGAAAUCAAUACAACAGAGAAAUUGCUGUAGUUAUAAAAUAUUGCAAACGCUACGUUUUAUUUUUGUUCUGUGAAAUUACCGAAGGAAAUAAAGUAAAUUGGCUUUGUCUCGUCAAAGAAUAUAACUGAUUGAAUUGAAUAUAACGUAACAAAUAAAAUGAAUUACGAAUCCCAGAUCAACCACCUCCAACGAACCUACUACUUUCUGUUAAAUUUGAAAUGUCAUUCAUUACGCCAUCUCCACUUUCAACUGAAAAUCUGGCACAUUACAGAAAACUGUAAAAUGAUACUUAAUUUGUGGACCAUGUUAAAAUAGAGAUGGGAAUUUGUACGUACACUUCUGUCAGUUAAGAAAUAACAGUUAUUCAAAUUACCUUUUGAUUAUUUUCAUAUGACUUUUCUGCUUUAGAGAUUAUAUAAUUUUAGUUUGGUAACCCUGAUUUUUAUGAAAUAUUUUUGAUUUUAAACUUCAUAUUGUUAAACACUGGUUGUUUUCAGUUGACUUCUUAGUUCUGUGAGGGCUUAGAUUUUUAUUUUGGUAACUCUUAUAUGCAUUAAAUAUCACUUUAUAUUGUUAAACAUAAUCUAAAGUCAAAAUUUUGUCAUUUUAGUACGAUUAUAAUAAAAUAUAUAGAUGAUAAUCUUUUAGUCGUACAAAAAACUGUACAUGAAAUAUAUCAGUCACGUAAAAACUUGAAUUAAUUCAACCCUAACCAUCUCCCAGGAAAAAUGUCUAUAAAAGAAUUUCUAAUAUAAUUUCAGAAACUGUUAUUUUCAUUGGAAGGAAAUAGAAGUUCCCAUCUCUAUACUAGUACUUUAAAGUGACAAUCACAGAUUUUUAAAAUGUUUGUAAAAAGUGUUGCCUAAACAAGACCAAAGAUAUAAUUACAUUAUUUAUGUAAUCAAUGAAAGGUGUGUUGGUAGUACUGGUAAACAGAUACGGAUGAAGUAAAUGUGAAAUGGGUGUUGCCUAAACAAGAUCAGAGAUUGUUUAUAUGAACAGUAAUCUUGGCUGGAAAACACAGUACUACGAGAUCAAUGAAUUAAGAAGAAUUAGGAAAUAUUUAUAAUAAUGACAGUUCUACUGAAAUUUUUAUAGUUUUUUUCGAUUUUAUACGCAAUUAUUCAUGUUUUACCUUAAGAUUAAUUAUAAUUUGGUUGCUGCGGUAAUAACUAUUGAUACGAGUGGUGUUUAUAAAGUUGUUAGAGAAUGUAAACAUGUAAAAUACUGGAAUGAAAUGAAAUUUUGUAAUAUAAAAAACUGUUUAUUGUGAAAAUAUGUGUUGCUUUUAUAAAGUACUACAAGUAAACGAGAAGAAAGGAAAGUAUAUCAACCUCAAUAUUGAAAAUUUUCAUUUUUUUGUAAAUAUUCGAGAACAAAUUUCAGAAAAUUAGUUUUGAUUCCUGAUAUAUCUAUAUCACACAAUUUGUCUUUGUUUUGCACAAUUGUUGGGGUCAAUUCUGUUUAUUUCUACAGAAAAUAAAACAAAAUAGUACCUUCGGAUAGCGAUAUUAAAACUAUAUCGGCAUACGGAGUAUUAAACAAGAAGCUUCAGUCGAUAUAAAAUUUUAUUAAGCUAUUUUCAGUCCAUUAAAAGUGUUUACAAUUGAUGAAAUAGCAGAUUAAACGUUAGAUCCAGGUUAUUAAAAGGAUUUUGAGGACAAUCAAGGAUGAUACGAUCAAAAUUGGGGGGGAAACGGGUUUACCUAACAAUCUUUGCGAUUGUUUCUUUAUUUAUAGAAGGAUUUUGGGCCCUGAAGGAGAUGCGGAUCGGCGUACCGGAAGCGGCGCUGUCCGGUGACACGGUAACGUUGUCCUGCGAAUACAAUCUCGAGGAAGUCGCUUUGUAUUCGAUCAAAUGGUAUUGGAACGACGAGGAGUUUUAUAGAUACGUUCCUAAGGAAUCGCCGCCCUUCAGGGCUUUUUCAGUUACAUUCGCCGAUUUUAAUGUUGACAUCAUACGAUCGGGAUCGACAGAAGUGACAUUACGAAAUAUAAGUAGAGAAAUGACAGGAGACUACAAAUGCGAAGUGUCGGCUGAUGCGCCUCUCUUCCACACUGAUAUACAAGCUGCGCAUAUGAUUGUUUUAGAUCCGCCCAGAAGUAAUCCUAAAAUUAUAAUCGAAGAACCCCCCGAAUCCACCAUGAAAAUCGAAAUCGGAAAAAUCAUCAAAGCCGGGUGCUUCGCCCCUUGGGGACCUGGCAAUAACCUUUCGCCAAACGUCACGUGGUUCCUCAACGACGAACCGGUUAAAUCUGAUGAUCUUAGUGCCCGUAUUUAUCCGGCAGAAGUGAUUGUCAAUAAAACGAUCCAAGAAAAAAUCACUAAAUCGACGUUGGAAAUUGUAACGAAAAAAUUGCACUUUUCCAGAGGUAUCUUGAAAGUUAGAUGCCAGGAAUCGAUUUAUUCGGUUUGGAAGAAAAGCGUCGAAAGGUAUUUCAAAGAAGAAAGUCCACAACUGGCACCUGUGCUGGGUUCGACGUCUUCACAAAGUCAUACAAAUCAAGUUGUAGAAAUUAUAACAAACAGUUCCGGUAAAAACACCAGCUCGACACGUGUUCUUCUAUUUUUUUGUUUUAUUUUAUUCAAAUCGAUAUUUUCGAGGUAAUAUCCAGAGAAAUAACAAAGAAAAUGUAGUUUUCUGAAAGUGUGCCUCACGUUUCAAAUAAUUUAGAUAUAAAACGUUAUUUUUCCCAAUUUUCCUCGUUUAAAACAAAUAAAAAUCGUUCGUUAUCGAUCCCAUCAUGAAAAUUAAGUGAAUCGCAUUCUAUGAAUUUUCUAACACCCUGUAUAUUAAUAUUUCCAUUUUAUAUUAUAGUUACUCCAUCUAGCGGUUAUUGUUCCUCCUAUCUCGCAUAAAUUCGAUUUUUAAACAGAUUUCGUUACAAUUUCUUUUUUCGAAAUUUUUUCUCCUGGAAGUAGGCAAUAUCUACACAUUUCCAACGAUUUUUAAUGCAAUUUGAUUAUUGAAAUUUGUGUAAAUAUGAGUUUUAGAACCAUUCCCGCCUUUUUCGUCGUCUUUUUUUUAUACUGUUGGAACUUCAAGGUCAUAAUCGAGAUUUACCAGGGAACGUCGAUAAUUUUACUCUUAAAUGCUUGACAUUUUAUAAUAAAUAAUUGAUUCCAAACGAUAUUUAGUUUUGUAGAUAUGUCAAAUGUGAUAAAAAAAAUUAGUUUUAAGAUUUUUUCGUGAAAAUAGCGUCCAUCUUGUACAUUCCUUAAAUUGAAUUUUCGUUAGUUUAAUUCAAAAAUAUCAUUGAAUUGCAAUGGAGAUAAAAAUUCGUUUCAAAUAUUCACAAAAAAAAAAUUGGAAUAAAAUUGCGCCAAAAACCGAAACUUAACCUCUAAAAUCAAUUUGAAUUAAACUAAAAUUAUGUUGCUCAUUGUAUCAAUUACGUUUGUAUUUUAAAUAUAUAUAUAUAUAUCCAUUAGUAGAUUGGUUUAUAAUAAAAAAAAUGAAAGAAUAA